This is a messenger RNA of Cyclopterus lumpus (lumpfish), 1658 nucleotides long. RefSeq names its product zinc transporter 1. Gene Ontology annotation, biological process: zinc ion transmembrane transport; intracellular zinc ion homeostasis; detoxification of zinc ion. Gene Ontology annotation, molecular function: zinc ion transmembrane transporter activity; calcium channel inhibitor activity. The coding region runs from base 1 to 1656 and encodes 551 amino acids. The record is from RefSeq and is a predicted model, not a curated record. The transcript is spliced from 5 exons. Gene Ontology annotation, cellular component: endoplasmic reticulum; membrane; Golgi apparatus. Lineage: Eukaryota; Metazoa; Chordata; Actinopteri; Perciformes; Cyclopteridae.
AUGAGGGUGCUACACUGGUGCAUGCUGGGAGUGACCAUCCUGCUGCUGGUCUGCGAGGUCACCAUCAGCCAGCUGUGCAAGUCCCUCAUCACCUUAGUAGAUGGUUUCCACACGCUCUUCGUCCUCUUGCGCAUGGCUCUUCCUCCUCCUCAAACGACAAGCAUUAAAAAGUCAACGCUCCCCUCUUUGGAUUCCUCCACAUCUCCUCCACAUGCGUCCUCCUCUUCUUCAGCAGUGCUGCCCUCCAUCCUGCCUGUACAGUCCUCCAUUAAAUCUCCACCUGGGACCCGGGCUGAGGGGCCUCCGGACUGUGGCGUGUCCUUCACCAGCAGCAGGAUUCAGCCUGUGGGAGCGUUCAUUUCUGCUCUCCUCCUGACCUUUCUGUGUCUCUCCUACUUCAUGGAAAUCAUCAGCUUUUCCCUGGAGCCACACACAGUGCAGCGCCCCCUGCUGCUGGUGGUGGUCGGAGCUGUCAGUCUGCUUCAUAAGUUGCUGGUGGUCCGGCUGAACUGGGAUCAGCUGCAGAAGGAAAGGGCCAAAGCAAGCAAGCAGCUGAAGACCGAGUCUCACCUUGAAGAGAACCACAAAGUCUUGGCUGCAGAGGAAACCAAAGGCCGGCCUGAGCCGUGGCGAGUCCUGGAUGAUGUUCGCCAUGUCCAAUCUGUCGUGGACCACUCGCUCCACAAUGGGGCGCUUGUCCUCUGCAACCCGGGAACCUCGAGCGUCCCUGACACCGACUCUCAAACUGCCCGACAACAGCCAUUCCUCCUCCGUGCAGCAGCUCAACGGGACAGCAGGGACAGUGAGGCAGGCGGUCGGGUUGCAGAGUUGAAGGUUUGCCAGUGUGAGAGUCGUUCAGUUGACACCACAGAGGCUUCCAAAGACGACGCCUGCAUGGGACAUCUUGGUAAGAGAGCUUUGUACAAGUCAUCACAUCACAUGACUGUACCAAGCAUCCAGAGGCCAGUCGGUCUCCUGUCCUUCGUCCUCGUCGUGCAGGGCCUCUGCACCUCUCUGCUGGCUCUGUUCAACAGCCUGGUGAUGCUGCUGGUCGGCCCACAGUUCCUCCACAGCUCGGGAACCUGUGGCCUGCUGAUCUACAUGGAUCCUGUUCUCUCCCUACUGGCUGUGAUUAUGCUGAUUGCCACAGCUGCACCACAGGUGCACAGGUAUGGACUUCUGCUGCUACAGGCCACGCCUCCACACAUUUUCGCAUCUGAUCUUGGACAAAGGAUUACGAGUGUCCCUGGGGUGCAGGCUGUGCACAACCUUCACAUCUGGCAGUUAACUGACUCAUUCAUGGUGGCCUCUGUCCAUGUACAUUGCCAUGCUGGGUUUCCAAUGCACAGGUGUGCUGAUCUGAUGUCGGGGGUCACUAAGGUGCUGCAGAGUGUUGGCGUGAGCUGCUGCACCGUCCAACCAGAGUUUGCCACAUGCUCUGUGUCCUCUGCAGGCAGUGAGGGGGACGCCUUACCUGUCAUCCACAGAGAGGACCCCUCCCUGCCACCUCUUCUGACCUGCAGCCUCGCCUGUGGAAAGGCCUGCGCUGGUCAUAUGUGUUGCUCCACCCGAGAGGAGACCAGCCUGCUGGCACCACCAGCUGGAGAAACAAAGGAAGAGCCUCAGACACUGGUCAUCGAGAACACCUUCCUCUGAAU